UAAAACUGAUUGGACCUACAAACUCCUCCUCCAUCUGCAGACCUACAUGUGGCCGAAACAAGUCCUGUGUAUUGUUUAGCGAAAUUAUAAUUUUUGCAGAAAAUUGAUCACUACUUAAAGUACAUUAGACUUGUGUCUCUUCUUUGCCUCAAAAUGAGUAUGAUUAAUUUAACCAAUGAAGACAGCGAUGAUAUGCAAACUGUUGACAUGGACAGGACUUGUGAUGCUUCAACUUUAUCCCAGCAGACUGAUCUGCCAGGUGGUGCUGCGCAGCAGACCAUGAGAGUUUACCUCAGAGUCAGACCUUUCUCUAAAGAGGAACUCUCUGACAAGGAGGAUCAGGACUGUGUAGAGAUUGAAAACAGCCAGACUGUGACCCUGAAUGCACCAAAGGGUUCUGCCACAAUGAAGAGCAGUGAAAAGGGCAUUGGCAUGUCACUCCACAAAUUCUCCUUCUCACAGAUUUUUGGGCCAGAAAUUAUGCAGUCUGAGGUAUUUGAGGCCACAGUCAAAAGCCAGAUGACUGAUUUCUUGGAUGGGAAGAAUGCACUGAUAUUCAGCUAUGGAGUAACCAACGCUGGGAAAACCUACACAAUCCAAGGAACUCUUAAACAGCCCGGAAUACUCCCUCGGGUGUUGGAUGCCACCUUUCAAUACAUAGGAGCCAAUCUGUAUGAGGGAAUGGACCUUAAACCCUACCUCAGGAAUGAUGCCCAAUAUCUGGACUCUGACCAAGUCAAGCAGGAGAGCAGUGCUAAAGCGGACAUUUUUGCUUCAGUCAAAGAAGAGUGUGACCGUCUCAGAGUCAGUGGUUUAGACUCCUGUUCAAGUACUCGUCCAUCAUCCUCCUCUUUGUCCUACAAUCAAACUGAGUUGGCAAGCAACCCGACAGAAGCGGCCAGCAGCCAGUUUGCUUUAUGGGUGGCAUUCUUUGAAAUCUACAAUGAGUGUGUGUAUGAUCUGCUUCAACCUUCCCUUUGCUCCAAGUCCAAGAAACGCGCUUCUCUUCGAGUGUGCGACGAUGGUGCUGGAAAUGCUUACGUUAAAGAUCUCAGGUGGAUAAACAUCCACACUCUGGGUGAAGCUUCCAAAGUACUGCAGUUUGGAAACAAAAACAGAAGUGCUGCAGCCACAAAGAUGAACCAGUCAUCCAGUAGAAGCCACAGCAUAUUUACCAUGAAGCUACUGAAGAUCGAUGACCGUACAGUUACAAGGAUCUCAGAGUUUUCUCUGUGUGACCUGGCUGGCUCUGAAAGAUGCAACAAAACCAAAACUUUUGGCGAGAGGCUGAAGGAGGCAGGGAACAUAAACAACUCCCUGCUUAUUCUGGGAAAGUGCAUGACUGCUCUACGCAACAAUCAGGCUGAUGGAAUGAAGAACAGCUACAUUCCUUUCAGAGAGAGUAAGCUAACCAAGCUAUUCCAGGCUGUGUUCUGCGGCAAAGGAAAAGCAUCCAUGAUCGUGAACAUUAACCAGUGUGCUUCCACCUACGAUGAGACUCUCCAUGUUAUGAAAUUCUCUGCUGUUGCCAAACAGGUGGUGCAGGUUAUCCGAGACAAGCCUCUGAAAUCUCUUGCACCUUGUUUGGUUGGUCGUGAUGGCAAGCCCCUGGUGAAGAAUGGGGUGAUAGACACCCAGGCCCUGGAGAGCUUCCUGUCUGAGAAUGAGCUGCUGGAUGAGGAAGACGAGGCAGAUGUGUCUUUGCUGUCACAGAAUGAGCUUGCAAACAUGAUUGAGAGCCUGCAAACAAAACUAGUGGCAGAACGAAAAAAAAACCUUGUUCAUGAAAUUGAAAUCCGAAAGGAAAUGGGAGAUGCUAUGCAACAGCUGAUCAUGGAGAGUGAGGAACUACGGAAUCGACAGGUAGAAGAGCUGAAGGAGGGCUUUCAAGAAAAGCUGGAGAACACUUUUGAGAUGUACAAGGAUGCUAUCAAAAAGCACGCCUACCAGAGUGCUAUGAACAAUCUGGAAGAUAACUACGUACCUGUUGAUGAUUUCAUUGCUGAACAGGAUAAAGUAGAGACCCUGAAGCAAAAGGUUUCUGAGUUGGAGUGCUUAACGUCCAGUAUCAGAGGAUUGUGUGCAGUUCCAACAGUGGAUCAGUCGUGCCAGACUCAACCGUAUAAAUCAACAGAAGCAGCAGUGGACGAUCAACGCAAACGUCUCUACAGAGAAAAAUGUGCCAUUGAGAGCAUUUGUGAGGAUAAACAACAGUUGAUAAUUUCCCUAGAGAAAAGGCUGAAGGAUCUCACUGGAACACUUCAGAAGGUCAGAGAUGGCUUCCUGGAGAAAUCGUGUGAAUUGGAUGAUUUACAGAGAAAGUCUAAUGAUCAGAGAAAAUCAAUGGAGGAAAUCCUACGUCAGAAUGUUGAAAAGGGUCGGGAGAUUGCCUCACUGAAGGCAGAACUGGCGAAGUUUUCCCAGAAGUCCUCUGUGUUUCUCAAACCGAAGCAUGGCCUGCUCGCCAACAUCAGGGAGGCUGUGACUUCUCCACGGAAGAGUUCAACUGGCCGACUGCUGAGAAAAACAGUUAGCACUCCACAGUACUAAAAAGCCUGGCAUCUGAAUAAUGCUUAAAUCAUUUUGGUUUUAAAACUAUACAUGGACAGUUUUAGGGUUCCUGGAAAGACAACGGCAAUAAUUACAUUAUUUUAUUCAUGUAGUGUGUUUGUGAUUUUUUGUGUAUUUUAAUAAAAACGUAUUCUAAAACAA
Eleginops maclovinus (Patagonian blennie) is the source of this 2712-nucleotide messenger RNA. RefSeq lists its product as uncharacterized. NCBI's taxonomy places the organism in Eukaryota, Metazoa, Chordata, Actinopteri, Perciformes, Eleginopidae. The record is from RefSeq and is a predicted model, not a curated record. Gene Ontology annotation, biological process: microtubule-based movement. Gene Ontology annotation, molecular function: ATP binding; microtubule binding; ATP hydrolysis activity. Gene Ontology annotation, cellular component: nucleus; microtubule; kinesin complex. The transcript is spliced from 18 exons. The coding region runs from base 154 to 2550 and encodes 798 amino acids.